CUUAAACCAUUGACUAAGAGAGUCCAGUACUUUUUCGUGUCUCAGGUUACAGACGAGGUACAUACAUAUACUCAGUUAUAUGUACAAGUCUAUUCAUAAAUAGACAUUGCAACAAUUAGUGGUUGAACAAUUAUUAAUCUUUGAUAGAAUUUGAUUCUUAUUUUUUAUUAGCUCAGUAUAUUUUCUUAUUUAGUAAGAUUUUUCGACAUUAAUGUGUGAUACAUUGGAAUAAAACGUUGGCGGUAAUUUUGUGUAUAUCUGAUAAUGGCUCCCAUAACCAAAAUAAUGGAUUGGACACGAGAAUAUUUUAUCACAAAUAAAUCGGAUUGUAAUUUGAUAUUGGAAAAUCUAGAUGUUUUGAAAGAAAUUCCAUUGUUAAAUAACACUCCUGUUCAUAAAUUAAAGGAUGGACAGUUAGUGAGAUUCAAAGGGAUGAUUCAAGAUAUGCACAAUCCUGAAUAUUAUUUACAAAUGUAUGAAGUCAAGAAUACCCAAACUAAAACAUAUCAAUUAAAAUGUGGAAUGUACACAGAUUCCGCUAAAUGUUUGCCACAUGAAAUGAUUUUAUUGGAAUCGGAGAAAAAUCAAAGUUCAGAAAGAUAUACAUGUAUUGUAAUUUCAACUCCUGGUUUAAAUAAUUGGGCAAAGGAAACAUAUGAGCAGUUACAUUAUUCAAAUAUAGAAUCAAUGAAUAAAAGAAAUUUAGAUGAAGAUAAUUUUGAGACAACAAACUUGGAAUUAACAAAAAGAAAAGAAAAACUGUCAUCAUCCAAUAGUAGCGAGAAAAUAGAUGUAAUAAGAUCUAAUACAAGUAAACAAAGUGCAUUUUCAAUGGAAUAUAUAUUAAAUUUUCCAAUCCCUAUGGAUGAUGGUAAAGCUUGUAUUGUAAAGAUAUAUGAAGAUAUAUCUUUAAAAUUGAAUCAAAUUAUUGAAGUAAUAGGUUUUAUAUCUUUGGAUCCUCUUUUAAAUAUCAUCGAUGAUUCAGAUGAGAUUAUGACAGAAGCUGAAAUAAUUGUGCACCAUCCACCAGCAUCUCUUGUCCCUCGAUUACACGCUAUAAAAAUAAUCCAUUCAACUAAAGAUAUAAAAAUUGUUCCGCAAGUGAUGUCUAAAGUAGAAUUAAUAAGAAAUGAUCUUCACCUAAUAUUAAGUCAACUUCUGUUUGGGGAUCAUCUGGCUGCAGAUUAUUUAAUCUGUCAUUUACUUUCAUCAAUUUACAUGAAGAGGGAUUGCUUUUGUCUUGGUACUUAUCCACUAAAUAUAACACACUUCCCUACUAAAUAUAAAAAAUUUUCAAAGGAUUUAUAUAAAUUUUUAUCUUUAUUCACUGAGAAAAGUUAUUUAUUAGAAAUUACUUUAGAAAAUUUAAAUAAUUUGACAUUGUUGCCAAAGAAAGAUUAUGAGUGUAAUAGGCUAACUAGUGGAAUACUCCAACUUAGUGACAAUACACAUCUUGUAAUAGAUGAAACAGAAUUAACUACUGGUCAAAUUACGCAAGCUGGACGAGAAAAUUACAAUGCGAUUUGUGAUUUGGUUAACUUUCAAAAAGUUAUAUAUGAUUUUAAAUUUUAUAAAAUAGAAUAUGAUACGGAUAUUCCAAUUUUAAUUUUAUCAGAAGCUAAAUCUUUUAUUCCUUGUCAAACUCAAAUUGUUCUAAAAAUAGAUUCAGAAUCAGAAAGCAUUUAUCCUCAAAUAAUAGAAAUCACUGAGCAGUGUUUGAAAGAUGAAAAUCGAUUGACAAAUAUUCGACAGUAUUUAAAAGUUAUACGAGAUACGAAAUUCGAAUUUAAUGAUGAAGAUGUUACUAAGGAAAUUCAAAAUGAUUUCAUACAAUGGAAACAAAGAAAUAAAAAUGCUGAUCAUUUACAUUCAUUAAUGGUAUUGGCUAGAUUAUUGUCUUUGUCGCAUGGAUGUAAUACUUUAACUAUAGAAUAUUGGAGAAAAGCAUUCCAAAUGGAAAUAGAAAGAUUAGAUAGAAUAGAUAAAUUGUUAGAGAAAAAAUAAAUUUUUAAUUGUUAA
Molecule: messenger RNA, 2019 nt
Organism: Frieseomelitta varia
Lineage: Eukaryota; Metazoa; Arthropoda; Insecta; Hymenoptera; Apidae
Product: mini-chromosome maintenance complex-binding protein
Exons: 8
Coding region: 265-2004 (579 amino acids)
Biological process (GO): DNA-templated DNA replication
Molecular function (GO): chromatin binding
Source: RefSeq, a predicted model, not a curated record